CGUGGGCGGUGCCGCCGACGAUCUCUCCCAUCUACUUCGUCUUCCAGUGAGUUAGUGACCUUCACGCAGCAAUGGUCUUCGAGCUGACUUGCCGCGACGUCCUUGGAGAUGUAAGGCACCGUGUGGUGCGUUGUGGGACGAAGGUCUGAGCGAAAUAAAGUACAGAGCAAGGCGGGUGUGUCGAAGGUCGGACAUGGACAGCAUGGAUGACAAUCUUGUGCACCAGAGUAAUGUUAACAACAUCAGUGCUUCCAGGCGCACGAAAACACUCGCAAGGGCCAUCGCCAUGAAGUCAUGAUCUUGAUCAAUCGCCAUCCCAGACGCCUAUCCGUCAGAACAAGCGUAGCGUAGAACACAACGUCCGCGCAAAGAUUGACGAAGCGGAACAGCAUCUGCACAUCGGUACACCAGCAGCACAUCGGCAACGCCCGACAAGGGCCAAGAUGCAAGGCGUGGCUGCCGCGCAUCGAGCAUGGGCAAACUCAGGAACAAUCUGAACAAGGCGCUGCUGGUGGAUCCAUCUCAUCAACCGAUGACAACCCAUGCGCUGGAGCGUACCAGGAGCGCAUGGACUGGACGGGGACAUACGAGAACGACGAAAUGAAAAGCAUCGGGGGAAUCGAACCGACUGUGACCAACAGCAACAACAGUAUGAUACGGGACCGAGAAAUCGUGGAGCAAGCCCGGGAAAGUUUGCGCGAGACUCGCGCCGACACAAAGGAAACGGGUAUGUGCUUGAGCUGUCUCGCACGGAGCUAACAUCGUAGUGUUGUGGGGUUUCGGUCUGGCUGAGGCGAUUGGCAUCAACUUGUACUCAAGGUUUUAGAAGAGCUCGAUAAAGACCAAAAGCACAUCGAAGUAACGUGAACGAGCUAGUAUACAGGGGUGGCAUUCAGGUACUUUGGGACCUGUGGUCGCAUGGGCGGGAAUGGAACGACCGCUGAUGGGGUCUGCUCAUCCUUCGCAUCUCAGUGAAGUGGGUUCGUUCUGUCGCAAGCAGACCAUGAUGGGUGCGGCGCGUCGUGGAAGCCGCAACUCCGCGCUCCACAGAAGCGAGGGUGCAAUCCGAACUGGAUUCACCUGCCAGCUCGUGCAAGCUCCAAGGGUCGCCUCUGCUUACCUCUGUGUCCAAGGCCUCCCAGAUGUAGUCGUCGAUGUACCCUACAACCGCGAGUCGGGUGAAACCUCAAGCUCUCUGAUGGGACCAGGUAGAGAUGAUAUUGAGUGUGUUGUGCUUCAGCCAAGUGCAUGCGGUGGUAUGUUACGACGUCAUCUCUCUUUGAUCCAGCAUGCUCGACGAUGAGUGAACGAUAUCCACACACGCUAGUGCCCCUGGGUCUCAGCAGCUUGCCUUCUUCCGCAAGUGUCUCCGAUAUGCG
Molecule: messenger RNA, 1379 nt
Organism: Aphanomyces invadans
Lineage: Eukaryota; Oomycota; Saprolegniomycetes; Saprolegniales; Verrucalvaceae
Exons: 2
Coding region: 929-1303 (124 amino acids)
Source: RefSeq, a predicted model, not a curated record